Messenger RNA from Tribolium madens (black flour beetle), 5257 nucleotides. RefSeq names its product ephrin type-B receptor 1-B (gene Eph). The transcript has 14 exons. Gene Ontology annotation, biological process: axon guidance; protein phosphorylation; cell surface receptor protein tyrosine kinase signaling pathway. Lineage: Eukaryota; Metazoa; Arthropoda; Insecta; Coleoptera; Tenebrionidae. Gene Ontology annotation, molecular function: protein binding; transmembrane-ephrin receptor activity; ATP binding. The record is from RefSeq and is a predicted model, not a curated record. Gene Ontology annotation, cellular component: plasma membrane; neuron projection. The coding region runs from base 425 to 3772 and encodes 1115 amino acids.
UCUAAAGAUUAUCGUUGGGUUCAGUGUGCUCACUGCUUAGCGAUGCUGCUGCUGAAUCGUAGCGGGCCGUGUCGGAAUGUCGUGAAAAUCUCGUCGGAAAUUAACAAAAACGCAUCGUUUUUCAACCGAAAACAAGUGCAAUCGCCAGUGGUGUGUUGAUUAAACAAAACGGUGAUUGUUUACGUUACAUCAAAGUGACCUGUGUGUUCAUUAUAUGGCCGUAUAUAUGGCAGAUCUUGACUAAAUAUCGUGCUUUUUUCGUUCUUCAACGGAGAAACAGUUAUUUGAGGAAUUUUGCCCAUGUUGAGUCAUUUUCACAAAAUGUGACCAACAUAUCAUGUCAAAGAAUGGAGUAGCAGCAGAGCUCGAGGUCCGCCUCUUUAGGCAGGACAAGAACUCCUCGUGUUAUCAUUGAUAAAAACUAAUGGUCAUGAUGCGUUUUCUAGCGCUGCUUUUAACGUUGAUCCACUACAAAACAGCUGAUGCCGAGCAAGUCGUGCUUUUGGAUACGACCGGUGAACCCACCUUAGACUGGACGAGGUAUCCCUAUGGACCGCAAGCCAACACACCUGGGUGGGUUGAAGAAUCGUUCACGAAUUUCCAAAAAGGAAUCAACUGGAGAUCGUACGUCGUAUGCGAUGUUGCCUACAACAAUGUCAAUAAUUGGCUAUGGACUCCGUUCAUAGACAGAGGAGUCGCCAAUCGAAUAUACAUUGAAAUUAAAUUCACCAUUCGGGAUUGUAGUCUAUUUCCAGGCAAUGCUUUAUCGUGCAAGGAAACGUUUAGUUUAUUAUAUUACGAGUUCGACGCGGCUACCAGAGAACCACCGCCAUGGGACGCCGACAGAUACAAACUCAUAGGUCGAAUCGCGGCCGGCGAGGGCCGUUUCAACUCCAACAGCGAAGUCAACAUCAAUACCGAAGUGAAAAGCAUUCCGGUGACGAAAAAAGGCGUUUAUUUCGCAUUUCGCGAUCAAGGUGCUUGUAUUUCACUCCUUGCCAUUAAAGUGUAUUACAUCACGUGUCCGGAAGUGACGAUUAAUUUCGCCAAAUUUCCCGCAAAACCAACCGGUAAAGAAAUCACUCUUAUCGAACAAGCGACAGGUAGUUGCGUGCCGAAUGCAGAAAUGGUCGAUGGUACGCCAACUUAUCUAUGCAAAGGUGAUGGAAAGUGGACUUUACCGAGCGGUGGAUGUAAAUGCAAGGCCGGGUUUCAACCGGAUGUGGAUAAACAAACUUGCAAUCUUUGUGGACCGGGGAUGUACAAAGCGGAAGUUGGAGAUGGGGAUUGUUUGGCGUGUCCGGGACAUUCCACCGGGAAUGAUUAUGGGCUUUCUGAAUGUCGGUGCAAUAAUGGGUAUUACCGGGCACCCACCGACCCCAAAAACAUGUCCUGCACUCAGCCUCCGUCGGCACCCCAGAACCUGACCGUGAACUUCGUGGACCAAUCAACAGUGGCGUUGAGUUGGGCCCCUCCUGAGAACCUCGGUGGUCGCACCGACACCGUCUACCGCAUCAAAUGCGACGCAUGCAGUCUCGGCCUCGUCCAAUACAACCCCCAUACUGAGACUUUCAACGACACUCGUAUCACAAUUUCGGGCCUGAACGCCGUCACCACUUAUCGCUUCCAGAUUUUCGCCGAAAACGGUGUCUCAUUCAUGCGCACCGAAGCCCCCGAAUAUGCCGAUGUUACAGUAACAACUGAAGCACUAGUCGCUAGCAGCAUCACCAAUGUACGCGUCUCCUCGGUGAUGAGUUCAGAGAUAACACUAGCGUGGGACGCACCCUCAGCAGCUGGUGAUGGCAACGACAUCGAAAAUGAUUUGGUCGAGACGUACGAAGUUCGGUGGUUCCCCAGAUCCGAUAUGGACUACAGCAACGCCUCCAGUUUACUAACAACGGACUUAUUUGCGACGAUCACGGGUUUGCAACAGAGGACUGAAUAUGGCUUGCAAGUGAGGGCUAAGACCCAGAGGGGGUGGGGGGCGUAUUCGCCGGUGAUUUUCAAGACUACAGGACAGGUACUCAAUACGGCCUAUGUGGGGGAUGAUGAAGGAAUUAGGUUACAGUUAGUCGCAGGAUCUAUUGUCGUAGUCGUCGUUGUCUUGGUGGUGAUCAUUGUUUUCACGGUUAUGUUCCUCAGAUCACGAUCGAAUGAUGAAUGUAAUAAAAAACAACCCAGUGAUUGUGAUACUUUAGAAUAUCGCAACGGGGAAGAUUGCACCAAUCACAUUAUAUAUAAUGAUGCCUAUGAUACACUUUCACGCUACCCAAAAGGAUUAGUAGUGACCUACAUGACGACGCCGCUAUUCACCGGAAUCAGCGGCUCCUCUCGCACCUACAUCGACCCUCACACCUACGAAGACCCGAAUCAAGCCGUCCGUGAAUUCGCGCGUGAAAUCGACGCCAGUUGUAUCACAAUCGAGGCGAUUAUUGGUGGCGGCGAAUUCGGGGAUGUUUGCAAAGGCAAACUUAAAACGAACGGUAUUGACAUCGAUGUCGCUAUUAAAACACUGAAAGCUGGGUCUUUGGACAAAGCUCGCAACGAUUUUCUCACCGAAGCCUCGAUCAUGGGCCAAUUCGAACACCCCAACGUGAUAUUCCUCCAAGGGGUGGUCACCAAAUCCAACCCUGUUAUGAUCAUCACCGAGUAUAUGGAGAACGGCUCGUUGGACACCUUCCUGCGCGCCAACGACGGCAAAUUCCAGGUGAUCCAGCUGGUGGGCAUGCUGCGAGGCAUCGCUUCCGGUAUGCAGUACUUGAGCGAGAUGAACUACGUCCAUCGUGAUUUAGCAGCAAGAAAUGUCCUUGUUAACUCGCAACUGGUGUGCAAAAUCGCCGAUUUCGGUUUGAGCAGAGAGAUCGAGAGUGCGACGGAAGGGGCGUACACAACACGUGGUGGUAAAAUACCAGUGAGGUGGACAGCACCGGAAGCUAUAGCUUUCCGGAAGUUUACGUCAGCGAGUGAUGUAUGGUCGAUGGGGAUCGUCUGUUGGGAGGUGAUGUCCUAUGGAGAGAGACCGUAUUGGAAUUGGUCGAAUCAGGACGUUAUCAAAAGUAUAGAGAAAGGGUAUAGACUUCCAGCGCCGAUGGAUUGUCCUGAAGCGAUCUACCAACUUAUGUUGGACUGUUGGCAGAAGGAACGCACUCACAGGCCUACAUUCCAAUCGAUUGUAAAGACUUUAGAUAAAUUAAUACGUGUUCCCGAUACCUUGCGGAAAAUAGCUCAAAAUCGCCAUCUUCCACCGUUGCUAAACCCAUACUUUCGUCAAGAUUUCCGUCGUGCAUCAGAACUGCCCACUCAGGACUCAUUUUUCGAUUACGGCCUUCCCGACGUAAUCCUGUUAAAAAACUACGAAAUGUCUCAGUGGCUUUCGCAGGAACGUUUCAAUUUGAGUCCUGAUUUCGGCAGUUCUGAUCAGACGUUGUUCACAUACCAGGGAGACACUCACACGCCACCACACACGUACACAAAAAGGGGCGCUUGGGUCACUUUUAGCAACAUUUCAACGAAUCCUUUGUCUGCCGACGCACCCGAUUUGACGAAUUUCACUUCAGUUGAAGAGUGGCUGAAUUCGAUCAAAAUGGCACGAUAUUUGGAAAACUUCCACGCCGGAGGGGUUAAUACCAUGGAUGCCGUCGUGAAUUUGACGGUGAAAGAGUUAACCGAAUUAGGGAUAACGCUUGUAGGACAUCAGAAGAAAAUUAUGAACAGUGUACAGAAUAUUCGGGCGCAGAUUAGAGUCAACGGAUCUGAAGGUUUUCUAGUGUGAACAACAACACAGUGACUAAGUGAUUUUGUGGCAGCUUGCACGUACGUUAUUUAUUGACAAAUCAAAAAUAAUGUUAUAUUGUGAUUUUUUUACGUAAUAUUUUUUGUACAAAUUUUUAUAUUUUCAACGGUACUAUAAGUUUGAUUCAAAACAACAAAAGAAGGGACAACACCAAGCGUUUUAUUAACUGAAUCAAAAGUAUACAUAUAGACGAUAUAUUUUCUACAUAUCAGUUUUAUUAAUUUAUUUAAUUCGUGUUUCUUUAGGUAAUAUUAUUAAAUGUAAAAAAUGUCCGUAGCUUAAAUCCGUAUUAAGACUGUUGUCUCAUAAUUCUAAAAAUUAUCUCAAAACAAAAAGGGGAAUAGCAAUAAUAUAAAUGUUUUGCUAAAGUUGUUCGUUUUUUAACUACAGGAAUAGGAAAAUUAAGACGUACUUAAUAAUUUUUUAUACUGCUCAAAAUAUUUCAUAUAAAAGUCGCCUAGAAUUAUCGUUUUAUUUUUUUUAUUUAUUACAUACAGAAUGUGCCAAAGCAUCUUGUUCUAUUUUAUUUGAUGGGACAUUCUGUAAUUCUAAACUUAAUUUUUAACUCAUUGACUGAUAAUUUGUCUUAAGAUAGGUCUGUUCGAGUAUAUUUAUUAUAGAAAUAAUCCAACUAUGUAACUGUUUACAUUCCAUUUUUGUACAUUUUUUUUAGACAAUAACGAAAACCACACAGGAUACCAAGGCUUUAAGUUUUCAUUUCCAUUCAGCGCGAUUAUUAUUUCAUCUAAUGCCUAAAUGUGUGUAUGUGAUGCGAAAGUUGAUGGUUCAAUUUGUCGUAACUUUUUAUUUAAGACGUUAUCAAAUUUAAUAUUUCUAUAUUAAUCUGUCAUUGUAAAAUUGUAAUAUAUUUGUAAUAUAUCUAUAAGUUCAUUAUAAAACGGACUAAACAUCUCUCCCAUCGUCCUCAAAUAAAUAUAGAAAUUUCUAUUAAAAUAGCUUUAUUCUCAUACAAAAUAAUCGUCUUCAUACAAAAAUACCUAACAUCUCAUUUUUUCUCUUCUUCUUUGUUACUAACCUCCAACUUGUCCAACUUUGUUGUAACGUCCUCAGUGUUGGCACUACUGGACUUGGGGGGGCAUAUGAGUUCACUACAUUCGCUCUCCUUCAAUAUUUUCUUGGCCUCCUCAAAUUUACUCUUGAAAGUGUCCGCAUCUGAAAGGAUAUUUUUAAUUCAUGAUCAAGUGACAAUAUAGCCAACUUAAUUUCAAAUCAGAAAUACAUACCUGGGCGGAGCCUAAUUGCGCACAAACUUGAGAGGGGGAAAAAGUAACUUUGCUAAAUGAAAUUGGGGUCCGUUACACUAUUUCCAAUUACUGUUUUUUUUUUCUUUUGCAAAGUUUAGACUUAGUAAAACAAUUAUGAACAAUAGUUUAGUAUUUUGAACCAAUUAUUUUAUUUUUUGUUAAUAAAUACUUUAACUGUGAGAAUAAAGCAAAUCUGUAC